AUGACCCUUCGCGUAAUGCCACCCUCACCACCCAAAACCUUCACGGUGCACUCCUCCCUCCUUUUCGACCCCAAGCAAAAGGCCUUCCGGAAGAACAUCUCGAUAGAAAUCGACCGAGACACCGGUUCCAUAGCCAAUGUCUACGAACGUAAUGACGACGAUGAUGAUGACUUCCAGCUUCUUGCCGGGGACAUCGACCUGAGGGGAGCCAAGUGUGUGUUGCCCGGUUUGGUAGAUAGUCAUACGCAUGUGUUUUUGCAUUCGUACGUCGACCGCCCCUCGAUAGAACAAAUGCGCGACGCCUCCCCCGUCGAACGCAUCCUCCGCGCCACCUCGCACGUCCGCGCCGCCUUGCUCGCGGGAUUCACCACCUACCGCGACCUCGGCACCGAAGCCCUCGGCCCCGCCGACGCCCAGUUACGCGACUGCAUUAACCGCGGCCUCGUCCCGGGGCCACGCAUGUUCGUAGCCACGGACGCCUUAGCCUCCAACGGCUCCUACGAGAUCCGGCGGGAGAACAAAUCCCUUUCCGGCCCCCUGGGCCCCAGCAACAUCCCCAGCAACGGGGGCUUACUGGUCCCCCGUGCCUCCGACCCAUGCGACGGCGUAGAUGGCGUCAGAGCGGGGGUGCGAAGGCGGGUCGGCGACGGCGCGGAUAUCAUCAAGUUUUAUGCGGAUUACAGAAGGAAAGUAAUGCGCUUCCCUGGCCCGGGAGUGUCGAAUACUUCCAACCAGGCUAUCUUGUUCCCGCCCGAUGAUCCGCGCAAGCGAAACCCUGCUGUGCCGCUUUUUGACCAGGACGAGAUGGACGCCAUUGUGCGCGAAGCGAAGCUCGCUGAAUUACCGGUGGCCGCACACGCGGGCGAGACCAAAGCGGCGCUGAUGGCGGCGAAGGCGGGCGUGACGACGAUGGAACACAUGUUUGAGGACUCGAAUGGGUUGUUGGAUGAAGUGCUCAAAGAGAUGAAGAGGCAGGGGACGAUUUGGGUGCCGACGCUGGCGACGGUGGAGAGCGCUGCGCCGCAGUUUAUGGAGGAUUGCCUUGCGGCUGUGAAAAAGGCGGUAAACGAGUACGGGGUGAGGGUGGUGACGGGGGGUGAUACGGGGGUUAUUGACCACGGCUUGAACGCGAGGGAGUUGGAACUGUUUGUGAAGGCGGGGAUUAAGAUCGAGGAUGUGUUGGAAAUGGCGACGGUGGGCGGGUGGGAGGCGUGUGGAGGAGAGCUGACGGGGUAUCGGUUUGGCUGGUGGGAGAAGGGGUGUAGGGCGGAUAUCAUUGCGUUGGAUGCGGAUCCGAGAGAGGAUGGGAAGGCGCUGAGGAAGGUGGGGUUUGUGAUGAAGGAUGGUAAAGUGUGGAAGCGGGAUGGACGAGCUGUUGAUAUGAUCACUGUCCCGGAGUUUCCGCCGUCCAUGGAUGAUUGA
Messenger RNA from Sordaria macrospora k-hell, 1422 nucleotides. RefSeq lists its product as uncharacterized. Gene Ontology annotation, molecular function: hydrolase activity, acting on carbon-nitrogen (but not peptide) bonds. The record is from RefSeq and is a predicted model, not a curated record. NCBI's taxonomy places the organism in Eukaryota, Fungi, Ascomycota, Sordariomycetes, Sordariales, Sordariaceae.